UGGCUCUGUGCAGACUCCCGUGGGCGCUGGAGCCCCGAAGUGCUGCAGUUCCGCCACAUCCCCGUGGUGGCCUUGGAUCUCAGCGGCUCCCAACUCACCUACGACGGUUUGGACAACUUUGUGCUGCUGACGAAGCUGCAGCACCUGGACCUGAGCGGGUGUCCCCACGUGGACGACUGGGCGCUGGGGAGGCUGCACGUCUUUGGGGACAGCCUGCAGGAGCUGUCGGUGGCACGGUGCCCCCGGGUGACCGAGAGGGGAUUGGCCACGCUGCAUCAGCUGCCGUGAGUGUGGGGAGGGGGCUGAGUCAGCCUGGGGGGAGGGAAGAGCAUCUCCCACCAGCGUAUGGAGGUGUGGGCACCCCCCUGAGCGCAGGGACGGGGGUCUCAGCAUCACCCCUUUAACAUGGGGACGGGGAUGGGGGUCUCAGUGUCACCCCUUUAACAUGGGGACACGAAUGGGGGUCUCAGUGUCACCCCCUGAGCGCAGGCAUGGGGGUCUCAGUGUCACCCCUUAACAUGGGGACAGGGAUGGGGGGGGGUCUCAGUGUCACCCCCUGAGCACAGCAGUGAGGAUGGGGGGGGUCUCAGUGUCACCCCUUUAACAUGGGAACGGGGAUGGGGGUCUCAGCAUCACCCCUUUAACAUGGGGACACGAAUGGGGGUCUCAGUGUCACCCCCUGAGCGCAGGGAUGGGGGUCUCAGUGUCACCCCUUUAACAUGGGGGCAGGGGUGGGGGUCUCAGUGUCACCCCCUGAGCACAGGGAUGGGGAUGGGGGUCUCAGUGUCACCACCUGAGCACGGCAGUGGGGAUGGGGGGGGUCUCAGUGUCACCCCUUAACAUGGGGACAGGGAUGGGGGUCUCAGUGCCACCCCCUGAGCACAGCAGUGGGGAUGAGGGGGGUCUCAGUGUCACCCCUUUAACAUGGGGACACGGAUGGGGGUCUCAGUGUCACCCCCUGAGCGCAGCAGUGGGGAUGGGGGGGUCUCAGUGUCACCCCUUUAACACGGGGACAGGAUGGGGGUCUCGGUGUCACCCCUUUAACAUGGGGACAGGGAUGGGGGUCUCAGUGUCACCCCUUUAACAUGGGGACAGGGAUGGGGGUCUCAGUGUUACCCCUUUAACAUGGGGACAGGGAUGGGGGUCUCGGUGUCACCCCCUGAGCGCAGGGAUGGGGGUCUCAGUGUCACCCUUUUAACAUGGGGACAGGGAUGGGGGUCUCAGUGUCACCCCCUGAGCGCAGGGAUGGGGGUCUCAGCGUCACCCCUUUAACAAUGGGGACAGGGAUGGGGGUCUCAGUGUCACCCCUUUAACAUGGGGACAGGGAUGGGGGUCUCAGUGUCUCUCUUGAGCACAGCAGUGGGGAUGGGGGGGGUCUCAGUGUCACCCCUUUAACAUGGGGACAGGGAUGGGGGUCUCAGUGCCACCCCCUGAGCACAGGGAUGGGAUUGGGGGGGGUCUCGGUGUCACCCCUUUAACACGGGGACAGGAUGGGGGUCUCGGUG
This is a messenger RNA of Meleagris gallopavo (turkey), 1505 nucleotides long. NCBI's taxonomy places the organism in Eukaryota, Metazoa, Chordata, Aves, Galliformes, Phasianidae. The record is from RefSeq and is a predicted model, not a curated record.